This is a messenger RNA of Argiope bruennichi, 3943 nucleotides long. RefSeq lists its product as uncharacterized. The transcript is spliced from 14 exons. The record is from RefSeq and is a predicted model, not a curated record. Lineage: Eukaryota; Metazoa; Arthropoda; Arachnida; Araneae; Araneidae. The coding region runs from base 155 to 2245 and encodes 696 amino acids.
CCUCCUGGCAUUCACUCGCAGCAGACGCCUUCCGAUCUUCUUCCUUCCGAUACCUUCUCUGUCACAUUGGAUUUCACUUCCACCGCUGUUGGAGAAAAAAACGAACCGCUUACAGGUACUUUAGAAGGUAUUAGUGGAAGAACAAGAAAAAAAAAUGAUCCCUCUUUGGAGAACCAUCGCACUCACUCUCUUAGUGACUGUAGCUGUAGAAUGUCGAGUGACAUUUGUAAAGAGCACAGGUUUGAGUUAUAGUGGAUUUUCCUAUUUCACUAUUCGCAAUGUUUCUCUGCAUGAGUGCCAGAGGUGGUGCCGCGACGACACCGAAUGUGAGGCUGCUGCCUUCGAUUACUCCGUUAGACCCCUCGACGGAAUGCCUGAAACCACUUGUACCUUGCAGAAUGACACAACGGCUGGUAAAACCAAUACUGCACCGAAGAGAGGAAAGCACACCUAUUAUCUCACAAAGGUUCAUGUCAACUCAGACCAUUUGUGUGAUAGACUGUGGACCUUCGAAUGGAUACCCAACAAAAUUCUGAGAGGUUUAGACAAUGCCAUCAUUUUCACCUCUAAUCGCGAAUCAUGUCUUGCCGCUUGUUUGUCGGAAGUGAGAUUUGUCUGUCGGUCCGUGGAAUUCAACAGUGUAACCCAUGAGUGCCAUCUAAGCGAAUUCGACCGUCGGUCACCAGGAGCUAACGUUCAUCUUGUCGAUUCUCAAGGCGUGGAUUACUUGGAGAACUUUUGCCUGCAGUCUUCUAUGGUAUGCCCUGGACCGAAACAUUAUAAUUAUCUUCAAGUAGGACUUUCACAAGCCGCUGUUACUAGUUAUGUCCAAUACAAUUAUUAUCCAGACAAACAAAUUGUUGUUAACAGCCGUCAAGAUUGUCUCCACCAAUGUUCUAUCGAGGAGAGCUUCGUUUGCCGGUCCGUUCUUUUCAAGCCCGAUACCCGACCCGGAAAAGCCCUGUGCGUUCUCUACCAUCUGGACCAUACAGCGUUUCCGGGAGGUGCGGACGACUUGACCACUGCCAGUCCACAACCGGUCAUCGGGGGAGAAAGGUCACGGUUUUAUUUGGAGACUGUGUGCGGAGCAGGUCCAUCUGAUGGUUUGUUCAACCAAGUUCCUGAAAUGCUUCACGACACCCCGACUACACCCAAAACAGCUGCUGUCAUGGAAGAUGAAAGCGAUCCCUCGUGUGAUGCAUAUGGUGUUUGCUAUGACGUGAAAAUCCGGUGCAGCGACACGAAGAUCGUCGUUUUCGUGGAGACCUCGAGGCCUUUUCACGGCAGAGUGUAUGCUCUAGGCAGAAGCGAGACCUGCAACGCCCACAUCCACAACAGCCAGAACUUCCAACUGGAGCUCUCACUCACUGGACAGGACUGCAAUACUCAAUCACUCGCUGGAGUUUAUACAAAUACAGUAGUACUGCAACAUCAUAAUGUUGUACUGACAAAAGCUGAUAAAAUGUACAACGUCCGUUGCACCUAUGAAACGACAUCUAGAAAUGUUUCUUUUGGAAUGAUACCUGUGAGGGACCCAGCUACCCUGGAAGUAUCCGGUGCUCCAGAGGCCCCUCUGCCUCAAAUUGUAAUUUUGGGAAGGGAUGGUCGAGAAGCUAGCACUGUCCGAAUUGGAGACAGACUCACCUUCCACAUUGAGAUACCCGAUGACACUCCUUAUGGUAUAUUUGCAAGAAGCUGUUUUGCCAUGGCCAAGGAUGGAAGAAGUACAUUCGAAAUCAUUGACGAAAGAGGUUGCCCUGUUGAUCCUGUGAUAUUCCCCCGAUUCCUGCAAGUAGGAGGCGCUCUUGAAAGUUCCUACGAAGCUUUUAGGUUUACUGAAUCUUACGGAGUCAUAUUCCAGUGCAACGUCAAGUAUUGCGUUGGAAAAUGUGAACCGGCUAUCUGCGGCGAUUAUCUGAGUCUUGCCAGAGAAGAGUCCUGGGGAAGGAAGAAGAGGUCUAUUUCGGAGAAUGUGGGUGCUUUGGAAGACGAGAUGACUCUCAGCAAGGAAAUAUUGGUGCUAGAUUUCGGGGAUGAAGGAGUUUCUACUUCAUUGCAAAAUACGCCUCAUUCGGCCAACGAAUCCUUCGUCGUACAACCAUCCGUUGGCAUCUUUAGUGACUGUGCUUCUAGAACCUCACUGAUGGCGCUGGGUGUUACAACGGCGUUGCUCUUCGUCAUCUACAUUUGCACAGUGGCCUACUUCGUCGCACAUCAAAAAGCAGCAAAGGAGCUAAGGCGUUAAAGCUUUAGAUUAUUUAAGACUAUAUUUAAUUUGUUCUUCACGUCUAUUGAAGUCAUGGACGACUUCGGCCAUUUGCGGUUUUCCUAUGCUUGGUGGAACAUGUUUUCGUCCUCUCUUUCAUGCCCAUUGACUGCAUUUUAGUGCAAAUCUUACCUCAUUCAAAAUGUGAAGUCGAAGCAUUCAAGUGCAAUAAUAACAUUCAAUGAAAAAAUACAUUUAUUUUGCUUGAAUGUCAUAUUUCCCGUUAGCAAAAAAAAAUGUCAUAUAUGAUAGCUACCUUUUUAUAUUGUCAUAUUUGAUACCUUUAUGAAAAUUGUUUUUUAAAAAUCUUUAUGAAUUUAUCUUUUUAAUUCAAAGAUCUGAAUCCUAAAAAAUGCAGUCCUUAUAUAUGAGUAUAAUAAAACGCAAAUAUCAAAAUAAAAUGUUAAAUAAUCUAAAUAAUAUCUAUUACGAUAUUAUUUUAAUUAUGUAUUAAAUUAUCUUAUUUUAGAAAUGUUUUAUAUUGAAAUAAUACUCUUAUAUAUUAUAAUCUAACUUCGCCAUUUUUACACAUGCUGCAUUUGAUGUAUUAUUCAUAUUUGAGCAUAAUUGCAGCUCUUCUCAUAGAAUUUACCAUUUUAUUUUAAAAAUCAUGAUAGAAUAUAUUUAAAAUAAUUUUCCCGAUGUGUAAUUCUUUUAUAGAAAAGAUAUAUUUAUUUUAUUAUUCUUCCGAGAUCAAGCAGUGUUACAAAUUGUAUUUUAAUUAACAACAAAAUCGAAAAGAUUGUGGUUAGUUUUUUAAGAUAAUUUUGUGCUUCUCAAAUGCUUAGAUUUCAUAUUUUGUAUUUUUAUGUGUGAUGGUUAUGAUUAUAUUUCUGGAAUGUAUUAGACAAUCGAUGCUUAGGGAUGUGUCUUGUACAUAACUUAUCAAAAAUAUAAUUUUGGGGCUUUCGUUUGAAUUUUCUUGAAGUUCUCUUGUCUAUUGUUUUAAUAUAUGAUGAGAAACCUCAGAUGCCUAUUUUCACUAUUUCAGACUGAAUCCUUAUUUGCCAUCUUUUAUUAUUUAUUUAUUCAGUUAACACGUAUUUAUUAUUCAUUAAUUUAUUACUUAUUUAUUUCAUCAUUUCAUUCAUCGCAUCAUUCAAGUCUAUCGAAAAAAUAGUAAAUAAUUUUUACAUUCCAUUUAUUUAUUCCAUUGUAGGGCACUGAAUGCGAAUUAUUUGGCUAUUUUGUAUAAUAGCAUUUGAAGCAUCUUUGAGGUUAUUAAAAUAUUUAAAAAUAGGUCAUAAUCAUUGAUUUUUAAUGAUAUCAGUUUCCAUAAUGUUCGAACAUAUAGUAUUUUUUAAAUUUUGUUUCUAUUUGAAAUAAAAAUCGGAAUGCUUAAAGUAUAUAUUUUGUUAAUGAAGGCUAUAAGUUUAUUAUUUUAAGAUUUUCGAUGUAUUGAAUGUAAUAGAAGAUAACCAUAUUUGAACAAUGUAUAAAUACAAUAAAUCAUUUUGGCUUUUAAUAUUUCUGUAAUCAUGCAAUAUAUGUGUUUUUACCAAUAUCAAUAAUAUUGAAAGUUUUAAACUGUCAGGCAGCUAUUUUUUUGUGCAACUGAUUUAUCAACCAUGGGUGUUUUAUUGUAAUAUUUAUCAAUUGCAUCAAAUGUAUUAUUUAAAAAAUGAUCUUGUCAUAUGGUGUAUGCAAUUCAUAAGAACUAUUUUUUAAUAAAAUCCU